CUUAGUAUAUAUUUGUAUAAUACGUUUAAUGUGAAAAUGUGCGAUAUAAUAUAAGAAUAUUUGCAUUUAUAAAAUCAAACGAACAAAACGUAUUAUUAUAAACAAUGAUAUGUAUAUAUCCUGAGAUACAGUAUAUUUGUUGCGCCACAGUGAGGCUGAUAAUGAAAAGGUCCCCACGUCGCAAGCUCAACCCAUCCAAGACGUGAUGUCAAGAGCGAAUUGAAGCUACGAUCAAUCUAUCUCAAGAUAAGAUCUCCCGAGAACAACCACCUAAAUAUCUACCAAUCCAGCGUCCGGCUACUGCCUACCUCUGACAAGAUGGCUGGCCUAGAGCACUACCACAUGGCGAUGGACCCGGGCAUCCAGAAGCUGGGGCAAAUGAACACGAACCGCCACAAGUACUUCCGAUGGACCCCGCGAACCGCCCGCAUCACCUUCAUGUACAUGGUCGUCGUACCCACCGUCCUGGGCGUCAUCGCCUACAAGACAGAUGUGAGUUGCUCUAACCCUGCUCGGCCAGAAACCAAUCUAGGAAAACACACACACCAGGUUAUGAAGAUCGCUGACUGUGGCGGCUACGAUACGGAUAUAGGGGAAAUGGGAUUUCCGAGCGAAGAGGAAGGGAGACUUGGUCAGCGAAUACUGAGAGGCGAAUUGGUACGGGAAGGAGCCGGGACGACUGUAUAUAGGUUUGGGCGAACUACCGCAGUUGAAAACAGAGCUUUUAUGAAACAGUAUCUUCUGGUAUUUCUACAGUUCGAGAGCUCGAUAUUGUGGGUGUUUGAGCUUGAAAGUAACGUCGAGAUAAUUCUGGAAUCUGACGUUGCCGUAUACUCUCUAGUGGAGAUUCCCAACAGUGAUAGGAUAAUACGUGGAGGAGUUACUCUUAGAAGAGGACACUGAUGUGAGGUACCUUACGUUAGGUAGUUUCUCGACAACAAGCACGACUUCAAAAUAAGAGACACUUUCAAACGCAAAC
This is a messenger RNA of Daldinia caldariorum, 979 nucleotides long. RefSeq lists its product as uncharacterized. Lineage: Eukaryota; Fungi; Ascomycota; Sordariomycetes; Xylariales; Hypoxylaceae. The transcript has 3 exons. The coding region runs from base 319 to 903 and encodes 194 amino acids. The record is from RefSeq and is a predicted model, not a curated record.